AUGUUCCUGAACACACAAAUGAGCUCGUAGAUCAGACAAAACUUACACCAGGACUGUGAGGCUGCCAUUAACAGAUGGAUAAACCUGGAGCUCUAAGCCUCAUAUGUUUACCUCUCUAUGGGCUACUAUUUUGAUAGGGAUGACAAAUCCCUGCCACAUUUUUCCAAGUUCUUUCAAGCACAGUCCAAAGAGGAACAUAAGCAUGCAGAGAAGCUGUUGAGUCUGCAGAACAGGUGGGGAGGCUGAAUUUUUCUGCAGGAUAUCAGGAAACCAGAUAGAGAUGAGUGGGGCAGCGACCUGGAGGCUUUGGAGUGUGCUUUGCAGCUUUCAAAAAGUGUAAACCAAUCCCUGCUGGACCUGCAGAAAAUUGCAGCAGAGCACAAUGACCCUCACACGCGCGACUUCAUAGAGUCACAUUUCCUGGGUGAACAGGUCAAAUCUAUCAAACAGCUUGCUGACUGGAUAUCCGACUUGCGAUACACUGGAGCACCAAAGAGUGGCAUGGCUGAGUAUCUGUUCGACAGACACACCAUGGCUGAAGAGAGCAGUUAA
This is a messenger RNA of Cheilinus undulatus (humphead wrasse), 552 nucleotides long. RefSeq names its product ferritin, heavy polypeptide 1b (gene fth1b). Lineage: Eukaryota; Metazoa; Chordata; Actinopteri; Labriformes; Labridae. Gene Ontology annotation, cellular component: cytoplasm. Gene Ontology annotation, biological process: iron ion transport; intracellular iron ion homeostasis. The transcript has 4 exons. The record is from RefSeq and is a predicted model, not a curated record. Gene Ontology annotation, molecular function: ferrous iron binding; ferric iron binding.